Condylostylus longicornis is the source of this 2217-nucleotide messenger RNA. RefSeq lists its product as uncharacterized. The record is from RefSeq and is a predicted model, not a curated record. NCBI's taxonomy places the organism in Eukaryota, Metazoa, Arthropoda, Insecta, Diptera, Dolichopodidae. The transcript is spliced from 2 exons. The coding region runs from base 154 to 1962 and encodes 602 amino acids.
AUAAAAAAAUGUAUUAACAUACAUAAAUGUUUUUCUUUUAUUCGACUAUUAGAAAAGGAAUUUUAAAUUAGAUUAGAAUUUCAUUUUCGUAUUUAAGAAACUAUAAUUUUAUAAAGCUAAAAUAAGCCUGUCCUUUAGCAGGAAUUCAAAAAAAUGGGUGAUUUUAUAGAUGAUUUUAUACAAGAAUAUAAAAGACAACCGAGUCUGUGGCAAACGGGACAUCCAGAUUUUAAAAAUCGUAAGAAGCGCCAAGAAGCGUACAUGAAAUUAAUUGAAGUAGCCAAUAAACAUAAUGAAGCUUAUAAUAUUGAAAGAACAAAGCAGAAAAUUAAUAACUUAAGAUGUGCAUUUCGUGUGCAAUUGAAAAAAUAUAAUGAAGUUAAGAAAAAUUCAAAAGACGGCAAAGAGGAAACUUAUUGUCCUAAGAGAAAAUAUUUUGAAAGUUUAAUGUUUCUUUUAAACGAAGAAACUUCUGCUGCAAAGGCAAAUGGAGAAAAUAAAAAAAUGUUUACUAAAGAAACCAACGUUGUUUCCAGGACACGAAAUAAAACUUUAAGUAGGAAAAAAAUUGAUAAAGAAUUAGAGGCGAUUACUUUAGACUUACAAGAUGAGUUAGACCCCGAUGAAAACUUCCUCACUCAUUCUGUAGAAUCAGAGAAGGAAAAUAAAUUAAAGUCAGAUUCUUUUGAAGAAAACGAAGAAUCUUUUAACUUAGCUCUUAUAGAGGAUGAAGAAAACUUAUCUGUCUGUAACGCAAAAGAUAUUGACCCAGAUGCGUUUGAAAGUAUUAUAGAAGAAGAUGAACCGUCUAAUAAAGAAUCGCAAACAGAUUUUAUAAAAGUUACAAAAUCAUCACCUAAAGUUCCAGUAUCAAAAUCUACUUCCACAGCCAAUCAACCUAAUAAUAUAAUAAAAUCUAAGACCCCAUUGGUAACAAAGCAAAACAAAUCGCAAUCAACUGAGGACAAAAUUGUAUUAAUUCAAUCCAAUCCAUCAACUUCAACAAUUAGUAUAACAACAACUUCAGCACCUUCCUCGACAACAGUAGCAACCAGAUCUCAAUUUCGACAAGCACAAGCGAAACCUAUUUCACAAAACAAUAUUUCUAAACUUGCACAAUUAUCUCAUGUAAACACUAAAAAUUCCCGAAUAGUUGAAGUUCGUUCCAUAAAAACUCUUACCAAUAGUAAUUUACAGCCGGCUAAUUCACCUCAAAAGCCUACGCAUCAGCAAACUUCAAACACGAGCUCGCCACAAAAACGUUUAUCAACUGGAUUGGCAACACCACCUUCUGUUUCGUCUUCCAUAACCUUAUCGAGUCCUACUUCUAAAGCCAAUAUUGUUUCUCCUAUUAUAACACAGAAAGUCGUUACGAUUCCAAAAGUUACAUCCUCACCGCAACAAAUAACUAUACGUAGUGCUCAAGCUCAAAUACCAGCAAGGACACCUACUAUUUCAAGUACAGGAGUAACUUUAUCAACACAAAAUAAUUCAAAUGGAAUAUUUCAUAAUAAUGAUGCAAUUACAUCUCAACACAAAAAAAUUAAGUUAGAUUUUGAUUCAUCAAACUUGGAAAAAAUCUUAAGUCUUGCAUGUUCAAAAUUAAAACAAGAAGAGAAUGAAGAUGAUUUUACAGUGUUUGGAAGAAUGGUAACAUGCAAACUGAAAACAAUGGAAACAGGACAGGCUAUAAUUGCUCAGAAAUUAAUUACAGACGUUUUAUUUGAUGGUCAAAUGAAAUUUCUUCAAUUACCCAAAACAAGCUUACAAAAAACUGUCGCAUCUAGUUUACCACAAAUAAUUACUCGUACAACACCAAUAUCAUCAUUAAGGCAAACUUUAAAUUCUAGCGGACAAACUUUUUUCAUUUCCGAAAUGGAUAGAAACGCUGAUACUAAUGUGGAUUCCAGCACAAUUCAAUUAAGUACGGGCAAUAAUAACGUUAGCGCAGAUGAUUGUUAAAGAAACUGUAAAUAUUAAGUACAAUAAGAAAUAUUUUAAGCUGUUUUUCUAGUGUGAAAAGAACUUUAUGUAAAAGUAAAUUUAAUUAAAAAUAGGAUCUAAAACAUAUAAAUAAUUUUUCGUCUAUUUCAACUAUAAUUUUAGGGAUAAUUAUUUUGAUUACUAUAAUACGUAAUCUCGUAUAAAUUAUGAAUUUGAAACCACGUACAUUAAAAUAUUUUUAAUAUACUGAUCGUAGUGUUUUAAUUACAAACA